UUUUCCUUUUUAUCGGUACCGGGGAUUGAACUCACGACUGCCUGCUUGCAAGGCAGGUGCUUAUGCUGCUGAGCUAGAUCCCGGCCCCUAUGGUUACAGAGGAGAAACUGAGUCACAAAAAGAUCAACUCGGUGGCCUGAAGCCAUGCAGUAGCGACCAGGAUACGAAUCCAGAGUCCACACCGUUAGAUGUCACUGCCUCUGAAUCUGGCCUCAUCCAAACCAAAGCCCCCAGAGAUGACCUCUCUCACCCCUCCCCCUGCAAGUACAGCUCCAAGUAGGGCUGUGUGUCCAGCAGGUGGGCACUAAGUGCUCUGUGGCAGCUUGGAUGCAGCCCUGAAGGUCUCUGCCCAAGGGGGAGAGGUCGAUACCGCUCAGCAGGAGUCUGACCAAGCUGGGAUGAGGGGCAGAUGAGCCUGAGCGCCUGCUGCAUACCCGGCUUGGAGACAGAGGCGGCGGUUACCCCGACAGAGAGCUUUAGGGGUUGGCAUGUGGGGGGGAUGCAGGGGCAAACGGUCCAGCCCUCCCCCCAGCUCUGGUGACCCUGUCCCCUGCCCAUCCGUUGGGUCCUCCCCCACACCUUGUGCCCACUCGGGGACGUUGGUGUUGUAACAACUUUGGCUGCCAGGAAUCUGCCAACUCCUGGCCUGGGCUCCUUCCCUUUUGCUCUAGCAGGGAGGCCCUCGGGCCUGGGCAUCACCUGCCAGGUCAUUCCUCCAGCCCAGACAGUGACAAGGCUCAACAUAGCCCCAGGAUGUCCUGGGGAGACUCAGACAGUGGACCAGUAUCACUGGUGCCAGGCUUGGUGUGACAUUAUCCAGCUGCAAAUGGAGGCCAAGGUUCAAAACCACAGCUCCAGGGGCUGGAGAUUUAGCUCAGCGGCAUAAGUGCCUGCUUUGCAAGCAGGCAGUCGUGAGUUCGAUCCCCGGUACCGAUAAAAAGGAAAAAGAAAAAACAAAACAAAAAAACAAAACAACAACAAAAAAACCCCACAGCUCCUCCAGCACUCAGGGAGGCUGAGGCAGGAGGAUCUCAAGUUCCAGCCCAGCCUGGGCAGCAAAGUGACUUAGCAAGAGAUGUCUCAAAACAAAAAAUGAAAAAAGGCUGGGACAUAGCUUAGCAGGAAGACCUGGGAUUAAUCCCCAGUACCUCCCCACCAAAAGAGGUGGCAGGCUAUGCUGCCUGGGCCAUGGGAGCCUGGCAGAGGACCCAGAGGAAUGCCAGGAACAGCACUGGGAGCACUGGGAAUGCUUAGUGCCAUGGGGAAACUGAGGAGGAGGAGAUCCUAUCAGUCCCAAGGUCCAGGUUGCAAAAUGACGGGAUUUCCGCUGGAGGUCAUGAGUUCGAUUCCCGGAAUUGAACAGGAAAGAUACGGGAUUUGCAGUUACAUCUGAAAGCCGAAUGAGCAGUGGUGUGUGUGUGUGUGUGUGUGUGUGAGUGUGUGUGUGCACACACUCACACACACACACACAUCCUGGGGACGGAGCCUAGGGCCUCCUGCAUGCCAGGUAGCUGCUCACCACUGAGCCACACCCCCAGCAUUUUUGUAUUUUGAGACCAGGUCUUGCUGAGUUGCCUGAGGUGAGCUCUAAUGUGGGAUCCUCCUGCCUCAGCCUCCUGAGCAGCUGGGAUGAGAGGCCACCCUACCAGGGACUAACUGUGUAGCUAAGUAAGUUCUGGGCGGUAACAGGGACUGGUUUAUGGUAAAGAAAAAAAGUUAGCCAGGGGUGGGGACGCACAGCUAGAAUUCCAGCACUGGGAGGCUGAGGCAGAAGGAUCAUCAUAAGUUCGAGACCAGCCCGGGCCACAUAUUGGGCUCAAGGCCAGCCUAUAGUGCACGGUGAGACCCUGUCUAAAAAAGAAAAAAGAAAAAAAAAGGCCCCUUACACCAGGCAUGGUGGUGACACGACCCAUCAUCCCAGCACUGGGUGAGGCUGAGGCAGGAGGGUCCCUAUGAGUUCAAGGCCAGCACUACAUAGCAAGACUCUGUCUCAAGGAAAAAGACAGACAGACAGACAGAAAAAGAAGGAAAAAAGGAAGGAAGACAGAAAGAGGCUGUUACCCGACAUCCAAGUUUGUGUAUCUGGACCCCGCCAGCCCUCAGCCCCCUUCGCACCCCGAGAGGAAGUGGGGGUGCCAGUGCCAUGGGGCAAUGUAACGGCCCCGCAGCCCCAGCUAUAAGAGGCCUGGUGGCCGGGCUGGCCCAGGAGCCCUGGAACCCCAACCCACCAUGGCCCGUGGCCGUCGCAUCCCCAGGCCUGCCCUCGCCUACGCCCUGCUGGCUCUGCUGCUGGCCGGCCCUACACUGGCCUCAGACAUCGUGGGCGGCCGCCCGGCACGGCCCCACUCCAGGCCUUACAUGGUGUCCCUACAGCGGCGCGGGGGACACUUCUGCGGUGGGACACUCAUCGCCAGGGACUUUGUGAUGUCGGCUGCACACUGCGUGAAUGGCCUAAAUUUCCGGUCAGUGCAGGUGGUAUUGGGCGCACAUGACCUGCGGCGCAGGGAGCGCACCCGGCAGACCUUCGGUGUGGAGCGGAUCUUUGAGAACGGCUUUGACCCCACACUGCUGCUCAAUGACAUCGUGAUUCUCCAGCUCAACGGCUCGGCCAAGAUGAACACCAAUGUCCAAGUGGCCCGGCUGCCCGCCCAGGGCCAAGGCGUGAGGAACGGGACGCGGUGCCUGGCCAUGGGCUGGGGCCGCCUGGGCACCAACCAGCCUGUCCCGAGUGUCCUGCAGGAGCUCAACGUGACGGUGGUGACGUCCCAGUGUCGCCGGCGCGUCAACGUCUGCACCCUGGUGCCCUGGCGCCGGGCCGGGAUCUGCUUCGUGAGUCCCCCUGACCCUGUCCCCUUCCCAGCUGAGCACGGUCAGGCCUCUCGGGGUGGCCCGUGGGCAGCAGAGGGCGCCCCCGCCACCCAGCUGCUAAGUGCUCCUCUGCAGGGCGACUCCGGAGGCCCCUUGGUAUGCAACGGGCUGGUGCAGGGGAUCGAUUCCUUCAUCCGGGGUGGCUGUGGCUCGGGCUACUUCCCUGAUGCCUUUGCGCCCGUGGCCGAGUACAUCGACUGGAUCAACUCCAUCAGCCACUCCGGCCAGCCCAGCCCCCGGCCCCACCCCAGGGUGCCCGGGAGCAGGACCCCCUAGGGACGGGCCACCUGGCCUUUGCACAUCCACUCCCCCAACGUCAAGGGCAAUAAAAGCCUCUCUGUUUUGUA
Molecule: messenger RNA, 3215 nt
Organism: Cavia porcellus (domestic guinea pig)
Lineage: Eukaryota; Metazoa; Chordata; Mammalia; Rodentia; Caviidae
Product: neutrophil elastase
Exons: 4
Coding region: 2230-3144 (304 amino acids)
Biological process (GO): acute inflammatory response to antigenic stimulus; phagocytosis; proteolysis
Molecular function (GO): serine-type endopeptidase activity
Source: RefSeq, a predicted model, not a curated record